AUGGAUUCGUUUUUGGAUCUCUUCGAUCCGGGCACCAGUCCCCCGAUCAACUGCGACGUAUGGCCCGUGGACAACGACGAUAUGCGAUUGCCUCCCGAACCUCAAAUGGGAAACGUUGAGUACAAACUCAAACUGAUCAAUCCGUCCAAGUUACGUUUUGAACAUCUGGUCACACAGGCAAGUAUUAGUCAUAUACUUAGCUUCUUAUUUUCUUUUUUUUUUUUCCAAUAAACAAUGAGACUUAUGGGUGUAAUAAUGUUCAUACAGAUCCCCUAUCACCUACUGUCGGUUUACUGAAACAAAAAAAAAAAAAAAUGUUUCUAUAGUUUUGUCACUUAUGAUGGACUAUUGUAUUUGUACUUAUAUUAUUACUUCAACGGGUCGUUAUAGUUGAAAUGGCGCCUCAGAGAGGGACACGGCGAGGCUAUCUACGAGAUUGGCGUUGAAGACACAGGUAUGCUGACUGGACUGUCUGCAGACGACAUGAAAUAUAGUCUGAUCACUCUGGACGAAAUGGCCCACAAACUUGGUGCUACUACUUCGGUAUUACGGGAGAGAUCUGUCAGAAAAGACAAAAUGGUCGCUGAAGUUUUAGUCCGAAAGGUUUUUAUAUCCUAUCCAUACUCAAUAUUAAUUGUUAAGUAAUUAAUCAUAACCUAUAGUAAUAUCGAUGGUUAAACAAUUAUUUGUCAUUAGUGAUAUAGCAUUAUAGGUGACUCAUUGAUUUUCGAUUAAAAUUUGUUUGUAAGAUUAUUUUAUAGUGAGUUACUUAUAUCCAAAUGUAGGCAGUAGCUUCAAAAGUGAUGUAAACAAUUUGUGUGAAAGAAUUGUUUACAGCAUAACUAUUUGCUGCUAAUGUUGUAUUGAUAGAAUGAACUAGUAGGUGGCGGUGGUAAUGUGUAUGAUAAAUGCAGGAAACGACUAUUGACAUGGUUGUAUAAUAGUGGUGCAUAUAAUAUAAUACAUGAUUAAGGGAGCUUACAACAUUUUUGUUAAUAAAUAUAGGUAAGUCAAAAUAUAAGUGGUAACCGCCAACCGAUGUAUCAUCUAAACCUUAAACUCUAAAACAAACCAAUAUUAUUUGUAAAGUGUAAUUUGGAAUUAAUCUGAAUGAAAAAAAAAAAAUUGUGAAUUUAUUUUUAAAAUUUAAUUAGGCAGUUCCUUUAAUUUAAAGUUUGAAAAAAUGUCAUCAUUUUUGGCUAGUCCGAAUAAUUAAGAUAUAAAUAAGUUAAUGAAUAAAUUAUUACAAAUGUGUACCUACAUAGUUUCAUUUAUAUAGUACCUACUUAAUUAAUUACCUAAUAUUCUAAAAAUGUAAACCCAUGCAUUUUUAUUGUUGAUUUGAAAUAAAUCUCAAGGUUUUGUAUUAUUCAUCACUCUGUAUAUACUAGCACUUGAGAUCUGUUGCCAUAAUUAUUACACAGUUUUGUUUUAUCUUACAAAAAAUAAAAAAAGUAUUUAUAGAAAACAUAAAAAUGAAACAUUUAACUAUUGUUGUAAACGGUUUUUAACUAUAACAUUGUUUAUCAUCAGCAGUUUUUUUUUGUCGUGACAUAGGCAUUUACUGUUAAAAUGAAGGUCAAAUCAUCAUACUUCGAGAAAAUUGUCAUGUAAAUAUUGUAGUUUAUACAUGUAUAUAAAAAAAUUUAUGAUGAUUAUACAAUUAUACAUUUUUUUUUAUUAGAAUAAUUUUUGUAUUUAAUAGAUUUUUAGUUUGUAUGGUGUUUGUGAAAAAAAAUAUAUAGUAAAUAAAUAUAUAAAUAAAAAAUGUAUGUAUAAAAAUAAAAUUAAAAAAAUGAAUGAAUGUGUUGCUUGGAGUAUUAUAUAACCGGUUUCGAAUUAAAAAUUCAUCACUAGAUAUAUCACAGACAAAAUUAGUAGUUUUACAUUUUUACUGUGAUUUAUCUAGUGAUGAAUUUUUAAUUCGAAACCGGUUAUAUAAUACUCCAAGCAACACAUUCAUUCAUUUUUUUAAUUUUAUUUUUAUACAUACAUUUUUUAUUUAUUUAUUUAUUUAUUUACGAGUAUUAAACAUUUUAAUAAUACAAUUUUCGUUUUUACUUUAUUGUUUAUGAAAAAUAUAAUAUUAACAUAAAACAAAGAAUUCUCAACUGAUUUUGAUAAAUCUCUGGUAUAUCUUACUAAAUGUUGAUAAUAAUUUAAUAGAUAUACAAUAAAUACUAGAACUAUUGACAUAUUUAUUAAACAACAACAAAAAGUAAUAAAUCAGUUUGUCACAGAUUUAUAAUUCCAUUAUAAGAAUUUAAAAUUAAAUAUUUAUUAUUUGUGUACUAAUAACACAAAUAUGUAUUUGUUAUACCAUUAAUAUUUACAAACAUAUUAUUACUAUCAUCACUUAUCUUUUAGCUGUUUUCUGAUAUGAUUAUUGUUUUUGGAUUUAUUAGCUCUGUAAUAUAAAUUAUGAGCUAUAAUUAUUCUUAUUUAUCUUAAAAAUAAAAUAUGAUUCAUUAUAAGCUAAUAAAUAUAUUUCAAGUUUAUUAAACAUGAUAAUUUUACUUUAUAUUAUUGCUUAUUAUUUCUAUAAAUAAUAUUGAGAACUUAUAACACACGCCAGUGAUAUAUUUAAUGUCAUAUUUUAAAAACAUUUGAACAUUUUAAAGAAAAAGAAAACUACUUCAUUAUUAAGACAAGUCAAAGGAAAAAAAUAUAUAUUCUCCAAUUAAACUAACUUAAUAAAAUGUGAUGAUUGUUGUAAGAUUUUUGGUCGAAUACUCAUUUACAAACAGAAAAAACAUAAUAAAACUAAUAUAAAAAUAAAUAUAAAUAUGUUUCUUGCUUUUCUUAGAAUAUAAAAUUGCUGAAUAUGCAAAAACAUACAAAAUACAGUGGAAUUCAUUGUUCUAGGAAAAACAUUUUUAUCAAACUGAAUUUAUGUAAAAUUUUGAUUAUACACAAUAUGGAUAUGUAAAUGUUAUAGGUUGUAACUUGAAAUUGUAUAAUAGUAAUAAUUAUCAUUGUUUCAUAGUACCUAUUAGAUUGAAAUGUUUGUUUCCAUAAAAUUAUACAAAAACGACAUUCGUUUUUAACAUUGAAGUCUCUUUUUUUCCCUAAAAGUCUCAUAGUUCUGACAUACCAAUACAUGUACAUAUUAUUGAUUGAUGAAAUAUAUUUUUGUUUUCGCAUAUUUUUUUAAGUUAACAAAAAAUCCUUAAUUUGUUUUGAUUAUAUUCAUUUUUCAUAAUAAUUUAUUAUUGAUUAAUUAUAUUAAAAUAUAAUGUUCUCAGUGAACAUAGCAAAUUCUUAAAUCAAAAAUAUUGUUUUAGUAUGUAUGGGAAAUGUAAAUUUAAUAUGACAUUCUAAAAUUGUCAAUUAAUAAUAAAAUAGAAGGUAAAAUUUUUCAUUUGGGUUUUAUAAUGUAUAAUUUAUAGAUUCCUGAUGAUCAAGAAUGUUUAGAAGUCAUGGUUGCUGUAUUAGGAGGAGCAGAUGCUGGUAAAUCAACAUUACUGGGUGUUUUGGCACAUGGCGAGUUUGAUAAUGGCCGUGGCAGUGCACGGUUAAAUGUUUUGAGACAUUUACAUGAACUUCGAUCAGGUCGAACUUCUUCUAUUUCACAUGAAAUUCUUGGUUUCGAUACUGAAGUAAUUUAAAUGUUAUUCAAAUUUAUUAUCUAGUGUCAUUACUAUUUAUUGCAUUUUUUGUUUGUAGGGCGAUGUUAUAAAUUAUCAGAAAGCUCGAACAGCCGAAGAGAUUAGAGAUCGUUCAUCAAAAUUGAUAACAUUUCUCGACUUAGCAGGACAUAAAAAAUAUCUUAAAACAACCGUGGCUGGUUUGAGUGGAUAUUGUCCACAUCAUGUUAUGUUGGUUGUCAGUAGUCCAGCUGUAACUGUUUCUAGUCCAACUCAAUUAGACAUGACCAAAGAACAUAUGGAUUUAGCAUUGGCACUUAGACUUCCAUUUUGUAUUGUUAUUACAAAGACUGACAUUACACGUGCUGAUAACACGAUCAACUGGUUGGAAUCUAUAUUGAAAUCAGUUGGAUGUAGAAAAGUAAAUUGUAUUUUGUGUUUUUUAUCAGACUUCAUAAGUGAUUAACUUUAUAUAUUUUUAUUUUUAUUUUUUAGGUUCCUUUUGUUGUUAAAUCUGAUGAUGAUGUCAUUACAGCUAGUGCAGUGCAACCAACACAGAAUGUUGUGCCUAUAUUUACCAUAUCUAGUGUUACUGGUGAAAAUUUAGAUUUACUCACUAGAUUUUUGUAUGUUUUACCGCCGAGUAUUAGUAUUAAAGAAAAAGAAAAAUUAGAACAGGUAUAAAUAUAUUACAACAAUUUAAAUAACAUGUAGUUAUGUAGUUAUGUAGUUAAUGAGUAAUUUAUAUGUUAAUUUUUUUGUAGGAAUGUUGUCAGUUUCAAAUAGAUGAAAUUUUUAAAGUUCCAGAAAUUGGUACAAUUGUUGGUGGUGUACUUGCCCAAGGCGUUGUUAAUAUCGGCACAGAAUUAGUCAUAGGUAUUUCAAAUAAUUUAUAAACAUUUAAUUUGAUUAAAAUGAACAUAACAUAAUAUAAUUAUUUAUAAGUUAAUUUAUUUUUUUUUUGUUUUGAGUUAGUACUGUUGUGAAUAUAACAUACUAGAAACCUAAAAAAUCAUUUAAUUUCCAAAAAUGGAAACUUAUAAAAAGAAACACCCUUGAGCAGUAUUAAAUUAGUGUCAAGUAUGAGCCUUUUUUGGAGGUUUACACUUUCAAUCCCUACAUAUUAAAAUUUCAUUAUUUAUUUGUAAUAUACCAAUAUUGCCACCAAUAUGGUGGUAUUUUAAGCAUACAAAUGGUAAGUAAAAAACCUGCAAACGGCUCUUCAUUAACACUAAUGCAAUACAUAUGUACAAUUUUUUUUCAAAAAGUAACAAUAACUUUUUUAGGAAUUAAUGUUUUUUAGAGUUUUAAAUCUAUAUCUGUUGAAUAAAUAUAAAACAUACAUUUUGUACUAUCUUUUGUUUAAUUUGAGUAAGUUUAUUAAAUUAAAGUAUUAUAUACUAUAAUUAGGUCCCUUUGACAACGGAUCAUUUGUCCCAGUCACAGUGCAGUCUAUACACAGGAACAAAGCUCCUUGUCGAGUGGUUAAAGCAACCCAAAGCGCUUCAUUGAGUUUGGAACAAACUAUUCCCGGCUUACGCAAUGGCAUGGUAUUGUUGGGAUUAGGAGUUAAUCAUAGUGCCUGUAUAUUCUUUCAAGUAUAAUAAUGAACAAAAUAUAGAUUUUUCUUAAUAAUAAUAAAAAUAAUUGUUAUGUCAUAACUUUAAAUUUGCAGGCAAGAAUCGUAGUGCUAUAUCAUGCAACGUCUAUACACAAUGGAUUCCAAACCACUGUCCAUAUUGGGAAUAUACGGCAGACUGCUGCUAUUGUUGCCAUCAUGGAAUGUGACAAACGAGGAAUGCACACCAAUGAUACAGCUUCUGCAAUAUUUAAAUUUGCCCGCCAUCCAGAAUAUGUGACUGAAGGUAUGAGGCUACUGUUUAGAGAAGGACAAACCAAAGGAAUUGGAAUCGUUACUCAGGUGUUUGCAUUGCAAGUAGUUGCUGGAUAG
Messenger RNA from Cinara cedri, 5538 nucleotides. Lineage: Eukaryota; Metazoa; Arthropoda; Insecta; Hemiptera; Aphididae. The record is from the annotation of a GenBank genome assembly.